AUGAAGCUCUUUUCAAAUUUUGCACUUUUUUCUCUCGGAAUAGAAGCCAGAAAGCCGAAUGUUAUUUUGCUCAUAACGGAUGAUUUCGGAGUCGGAGACUUUACCAUCUACAAUAGAGAAGCGAAAGUUCCAACGCCGAAUAUUGACAGAAUCGGUCAUGAAGGAGUAAACUUUCUGGGCGCUACUUCGGCUUCAAGUCGAUGCUCCCCAAGCAGGUAUAUGCUCAUGACAGGACGAUACUCGAUGGAGGAUAAAGAGGCGAGAAUAAUCAACGAAGGCGAGCCGCAUUUAGCAGAAAUGUUCAAAAAAUCUGGAUACAAGACGGGACUCUUCGGAAAACAGCAGCCCUUGCCAAAUGGAAUAAACAUCGAAAAUUUCACACAAGAACACUUUGAAAUAUUUCGGAAGCGCAACCAAGAAGCUCACAAGUACAGAAAGGAAGUCGGUAGAUUCCCAAACACACACAACGUUUUCCAGGAAUUCGGAAAUUACAUACAGACGAAGCCACCACAACUUUUGGACUAUGAUUACUCUUUUACUCAGCCCGGUCUUUGCUGCAAUCCUGGAUUAUUCUUUGAAAACGGAAAAAGCACAGAGCCGGCAGAAACUUGGGUCCAGCAACAACCUUAUCCUGAAAAUACUCCAGUCGAAAACUUCAACUCUAACGGUUAUUCCUUCCCUUACACCGGUUACUUUGGCCCAGCCGGUCACGUUGAAAACAUGACCGAUCCACAUCAACUUGGUGUUUACUAUCUCACGUGGGCGCGGCAAACCAUCGCUGGAAAAUCAUUCGACAGUCGCGAAGUCGAGCAAGAAACCACCCGAAAACUUGAAACAUUCAUUGACGAAAAUCACGAGGAUCCAUUUUUCGCCUAUUACGGUCUCCAGUCUGGCCAUGCACCGUUCAAUACGCCCGCUCGAUUUCGAAAUCAAACGGAAGUUGGCCUUUUCGGCGAAGUGAUCAUGGAGGCGGACGAAAUCGUCGGACGAGUUCUCGACAAAUUGGAAGAGCACAACAUUGCCAAUGACACUUUGGUGAUUUUCAUGAGUGAUAAUGGGCCAACUACAACGGGGAAACAAAUUUUGAAAAAGUGGGGCCAUAACCAGUGGCUUCUUGAUCUGCCAGAAUCAAACGUUGGCCCGGAAAGAACUGUAGAACUUCAGGGAUUCAAAAAUGAAAUGGGAGAGGCUAGUCACAGAACUCCAUUUUUAUGGCGUUAUCCUCGAAAGUUCGAGCCAAGCAUAGGGUUCAAUAAAACUAUUUACGAACCGAAAGUUCAAGUUUCUACAGUCGACAUUUACGCGACUCUUGCCGAGUUGAUCGACUACGACUUGGGCUGCAACGAGGCGCCAGACAGCCGCAGUCUUGUUUCGUACCUCGAAACCGGCGAAGCAAGCUAUGAAGUCAAAAAGAAACCUAUCAUGACGCAUGCGUACACUCCGGGAAAGUACAUUGGGAUUCGAAAAGGAAACAUGAAAUACGUCCCUGGCGCUGAAGAAUUUUUCAAUACUGAAUGGGAUCCUGAAGAAGAGAACAAUCUCUUUGGCGAGGAAAAAAAUAAGAAAUUUAUUUCAUACUUGGAUCAGUACAUUGCCGACUGGUUAAAACAUAUUGAUGCGCGAGAAGAAGCGACAAAAAGAGGCGCAGACAAGGAAAACUGUUAUCCGCAAUUCGAACAAUUCAACUGGUUGUAA
This is a messenger RNA of Oikopleura dioica, 1695 nucleotides long. NCBI's taxonomy places the organism in Eukaryota, Metazoa, Chordata, Appendicularia, Copelata, Oikopleuridae. The record is from the annotation of a GenBank genome assembly.